UCCCUGGGUCUGCCCAUCGAUGCUCGCCCUGCAAGAGCUCGGGGAGGGGAGAAGGCGGGAGGAGAGGCACCCCGCACAAACACAAGUAAAGUUUCGUGUUUGCUUUCCGAAGCCUGCUUUUAUUCGGACUUGUUUCGAUGUUGGCCUUCACGGAGCCGGGAGAGAAGAGGCGACUGUCAGAGAGUUUGUGCCCUCUGGUGUUCAGCGCUCGGUGCUACCGCAGCAUCCUCCCCUCGCCGAGCCUCGGCUGCCCCUAAACGCACCUCACUUCAACAGGAGCUCUCAUUUCGGAAGAAGAUUCUCACCUCAGCUCCUACAACUGAUAAGAAUAACAGAGAAUAUGACCACCUAUCAUUUGGAGCAUCCACAUGUGAAUAACAGAAAGACAGUUUUUGGAAAAGUCCAGUGGCAUCUGCAUCUAAGAUCUCUCAAACGGCUCUUCCACCCUGCUUACACCCAUGAACCUGCUACAACAGCUGCUUUCUUCUUAGCACUGGCUGCAGGCUCGUUGACACAGCACUAUGAAGUGUUUCCAGGUAUUCUAAAACCAAAUCAGGAACAGGACAUGAAAGGGAACUUGCCUGCAGCAGUUACUCCACUGGUAACAGCAAAUAUGAAACAAGAAAACCCCAUGCAGUCUGUGAGCAACCCGCAGUCUGAAAUUACAGACACUGUACCACCUCUGUAA
Hirundo rustica (Barn swallow) is the source of this 688-nucleotide messenger RNA. RefSeq lists its product as uncharacterized. Lineage: Eukaryota; Metazoa; Chordata; Aves; Passeriformes; Hirundinidae. Bases 20 to 688 code for a protein of 222 amino acids. The transcript has 4 exons. The record is from RefSeq and is a predicted model, not a curated record.